GAUACAUUUUAUUGGUUUAGAGUCCUGUAUACAGAAUCGUUUAGGGAUGAAGAGUGUCCUUGUGGUCGUGGUGGCAACACUAUUUCUGUCCAGCAAUCUUCAUUCUAGCUCUGCUUCUAAGCACUGUCCGACGGACCGCGGCUACAGAUGGGUCGGCUCGUACUGCCUGCGAUUUGUGAACAAUAAAGUGUCGUGGGACAGCGCCAGUGACGUUUGUAAGAAUGAGGGUGGGCAUCUGUUGAGGUUAGACGACCGGUCCAAAAUGAAUUACCUUACCAAAUGGAUGCGGGACAACGAUUUGUGGAACUGGUAUUGGGUAGAUGGCAAAGACAUUGGCGAUAAAAACUUUGUGUGGUCAUCUAAUGGCCAACAGGUAGGCUCCAAUCUGUGGCUCAUUGGCGAACCCAACCACUUAUUGGGCAGUAGACCGUUCUGUGCACGACUCAAAGCCGGGUUCUCCGAUGGCCUUGCAGAUACUGGAUGUAGCUAUGGCAGUCAACCCUAUGUUUGUGAAAAUGAAUCCGAAAACGGAGAAUGGGGAGAAUGGGGAUCAUGGACCCCCUGUUCUCUUUCAUGUGGGAGCGGACGUCAAUCUCGAAGUCGUUCCUGUGAUAACCCAAAACCAAAUGGUCUUGGGGCAACGUGUCCUGGUUCAUCUUAUGAAAUACAAACCUGCAACACACAGCCAUGUCCAGUUGACGGGGCUUGGGCAGCCUGGGCCGGUUGGGCCCUAUGUUCAAAGACGUGUGGGGGUGGUACUAUGAUGAGAAGCCGCACAUGUACAAACCCGAAACCUAACUACGGAGGAAAAGACUGUGUUCAAGGGAAUGCAGCGCAAACCAUAAAGUGCAACGAGAACGAUUGUCCAAUUGACGGAGCUUGGGCAGACUGGUCCGGUUGGACCAAAUGUACAAGGACGUGUGGAGGUGGUACCAUGAUGAGAAGUCGUACAUGUACCAACCCAAAACCUCAACACGGAGGAAAAGACUGUACUCAGGGGAAUGCAACGCAAUUAACACAAUGCAAUUUAAGCGAUUGUCCAACGUGUCAACUUCAUGACGUCCCUGGGACCACUAGAUCCGUGCUUGGCCCACGACUGAAGGAGAACGAGUCAGUGCGAUACUAUUGCUUGCCGGAAUAUAAGCUUGUUGGAGGCAGCGAAAUACGUACAUGUCAGGCGAAUGGGUCUUUGUCUAACGAAGAACCUAAAUGUACCAAAUGUUGUGGAGAGGCACGAAAUAUCCCAAAUGGACUCCCAGACGUGCCCUCUGGCCUUUGCUUCGGAGAUACUGUUACCUAUCAGUGUGAAAGCGGCUAUAAAUUAUCCAAUGACACUACCAUCACUUGCAUGUCCCCAGAUGAAUGGCGAUACAUAGAAUUACCUAAGUGCGAAGCGGAUGGAAACUGUAACUCCAGUGCCAUUGCUGGACCAGCAGGUGGUUAUAAAGCAUGUUCCGGAAGUGACACGGAUAAAGUAUGCUAUAUGCAUUGUUCCAACGGUAAAACAUACACGAGUGACCAUAGUAUAUUUGAAUGUGGGGCUAAGACAGGCUGGGAGUGGAAAGUUCCUAUGAGAGGUGGAAACAAUUAUUUGCGAGGAACUGUAGGAAAAUGCGAAGUACCUGACGAUCCAGUGAGGCUUUUAAUGUUCCUUGAGGGAUGUGAUUUAACACUACAAACCUCUGAAUUGACGGAAGCUUUAAAAAAGGAAAUAAAGAAAGAAAUGAUGAAAAAGUUGGAUGCUCUAAAUAUAUGCUCAGAUCCUUGUCAGAUCAGAGACAUUGAAAUAGAAACCAUCAAAGCCAAUAUUUAUAGACGAGUAGUGCCCCAAGAGAAGCUAUUACGCAUGAAGAUCACUUUAUUUGCUGCUCCUCCCAAAGGGUCCGUCACCACCGAGCAAUCUGCAAGAAUAGAACUGUCUAAGGCCAUGAAGUUGUUGAACACGAAGGCGGCAGCACUUAAGCAGGCGAUAUUAUCCCAGUCCAUAACGUUACAUAUCAAUGGCACUCCCGCAAAAGUGGGAGGGACAAACUUGCGGAUUUCCGGACCAUCUUUGGCGUGUCCUGCAGGUUCCAUUAGGAAAGCCUUUGAAUGCUUCAACUGCCCGGCGGGAACAUACCAUAAUGAGGCUGAAAAGAAAUGCUCCUCGUGUCCAUUUGGUCAGUAUCAGGACGAACGCGGUCAGAUGUCCUGUAAAUUGUGCCCAAAUGGCACAACUACGGAUAGAAUUGGGGUCACCAACUCUUCUCAGUGCAGGGAAUACGAAGGAUGCGACUGUGGCAUCCACCCAUGCACCCUCAAUGAUACUGCCUUCAAAUGCGACUGUCUUCCCGGAUAUGAGGACACUAAUGGAACGUGUACAGAUAUUGACGAAUGCUUUACUGAUGUUUGUCCUCCAAAUUCCCGCUGCAUCAACAAAGAGGGAUCGUAUAGAUGUGAAUGCUUGGCUGGCUUCAAGGGAGGGCCUUGUACUGAUAUAGAUGAAUGUAUAAUCCCCUCCACGUGUUCCGACCCCAGGACUCAGUGUGUUAACACCGUGGGGAGUUAUGACUGCAUAUGUCGUCGUGGGUUCUACGGAGAUAACUGUGAACGUAACUGCCCGGUGGGCUUUGUGCAAGGUGACAGUAGCUGCUACUUGAUAACGGAGAAGAUGGUGACUUCUGACGAUGGACGUCUCAUGUGUGAAAGAGCUUACAACGGGUCACAUCUGGUUGACGUCAAGGACAAAAGGACUUUCAAAUUUGUCACAAAAAUUCUUCAGGCCUCCGGAUCAUAUUGGACAGGUUUGAACGACCGAUCACAAGAAGGAAAAUUCGUCUACAGUGACGGGAGUCAAAUGUCUGCGUAUAGUGAAUGGGGCAACGGUAACGCCCAGCCGUCGUUCAAUGACCCUACGAAAAACUGCGUCAUUAUAGACGGGUCAGCAGCGUUCAUGUGGUCAGUUGUUGACUGCAACGAGAAACACUUGGCUCUUUGUGAGCUUGAAAGAGGUUAACUGGAAAGAUUAACAUCGAGUAAAAACAAAUCUAUAAGAGCUACAGGUAUCACAGUUAAUCAUUAUCCAUAAUGGUGAGGAGCUGUUAUGGCUCUUGGUCAAUGGAGAUUGAUGAACGUUUGAUGAAUAUUUGUCUCUGUAUUCCAUGAACGCUUUAGUGAAGUGAGACGAUCGACAGAUGAUAAAUGUAUGAGGCCACUUUCCGACCCUAAAUUUAAUUUCGGGGGAUUUUGUUUUAAGAGCUUGAGGGCUUGAAAAUUCACUGAAUAAGAAUAAAUCAACUUUAUCAAGCUGUACACAUGGAUAUGUGUUUUAACAGUGGGAUAUUUUUAAGGUUUCAGUUCUAAUAUGCAUGUGGCAUUGUUUAACAGGAAUAUAUUUAGGAAUUAAUGUAGCUUGCAAAGAAAAUGAAUCAAUGCUAAUUAUUUAACGAGUCUUUUUUCCUUAUCAUGCAAUAAAUUACGUUUUGGUUACCGAUUGGUUCAACAGUGUUAUUCCAAUUUCAUUGAUUUAAUAAAUUUGAUUCCAGAAUAACGAAUGUGUUUUAAUUGACAACCAGAAACGCACAACUACAAUUAAGAGAAUUAAUUGUAUUUAUGUAGCAAAUGGUUUGUUUUAGUGGUGCUAUUAACUUUUUGGUAAUA
This is a messenger RNA of Lingula anatina, 3639 nucleotides long. RefSeq lists its product as uncharacterized. NCBI's taxonomy places the organism in Eukaryota, Metazoa, Brachiopoda, Lingulata, Lingulida, Lingulidae. The record is from RefSeq and is a predicted model, not a curated record.